Molecule: messenger RNA, 432 nt
Organism: Ustilaginoidea virens
Lineage: Eukaryota; Fungi; Ascomycota; Sordariomycetes; Hypocreales; Clavicipitaceae
Exons: 3
Coding region: 1-432 (143 amino acids)
Biological process (GO): nuclear-transcribed mRNA catabolic process, deadenylation-dependent decay; transcription initiation at RNA polymerase II promoter; positive regulation of translational initiation
Cellular component (GO): RNA polymerase II, core complex; P-body
Molecular function (GO): translation initiation factor binding; nucleotide binding
Source: RefSeq, a predicted model, not a curated record
AUGUCGAACCAACGCACAUCUCGACCUAAACCGCCCCCUCCAGGCAACGAAGAAGCUUCGGCGACCUUGAAUCUGGGCGAAUUCCAAAAUGUCGACACCUUGACACUGUCGGAAGCUUCCCUCGUGCUAAACGCGCUGGUUGCGAAGCGUCGAAAUGAUCGCAAAAACGUAAACGAGACAGAAAUGCUGAACCAGACGCUGAACUAUCUGGACCAUUUUUCUCGAUUCACGCAAAAGGAGAACGUCGAGGCCGUCGAACGUUUGCUAAGCGCUCACAAGGAUUUGGCCAAGUUUGAGCGAGCGCAACUGGGGUCUCUAUGUUGCGAAAAUGCCGACGAAGCCAAGACUCUUAUCCCUUCCCUGGCAGACAAAAUCAAGGACGAGGACCUGCAAGAUCUUUUGGACGAGAUUUCGAAACUUCAGAAUCGAUAG